Molecule: messenger RNA, 2073 nt
Organism: Helicoverpa zea (corn earworm)
Lineage: Eukaryota; Metazoa; Arthropoda; Insecta; Lepidoptera; Noctuidae
Product: glucose dehydrogenase [FAD, quinone]-like
Exons: 12
Coding region: 139-1959 (606 amino acids)
Molecular function (GO): oxidoreductase activity, acting on CH-OH group of donors; flavin adenine dinucleotide binding
Source: RefSeq, a predicted model, not a curated record
UAUUUAAGAUUUCAAACUCUAGAAACAUUAUUAGUACAAUAGGAGGGCCGCUAAAAGUUGGGUCGUUUGUUUUCCGAGAAAUUUUAAUAAGCCUACAAAAAGGUAUUCUGGAGCAGCUCUUACUAGGAAAAUACCAAGAUGAUUCUGGCGCAGCAAGAUUGCGGCUGCCAAACAGUAGUAGAAGGUGCCAGUAUCCUGAACUCCACAGCAUGUAGCGGCACCUAUCUGUUCAUGGUACUCCUACAAGGGUACUUAUGGGGCCGCUGCGAAAUCGCCACGCCUUGCAAGAGAAUCGAAUCCAUAGACGAAACAGAGUCAGAAUAUGACUUCAUAGUAGUGGGAGCUGGGUCUGCAGGAUCCAUUGUAGCUGGGAGACUGAGCGAAAAUACUACAUAUAAAGUCCUUCUAUUAGAAGCUGGUGGGCCCGAACCUCUGGGUGCUCGUGUCCCAUCAUUUUACAAAACUUUCUGGGGCCACGAUGAGGUAGACUGGCAAGGGCGAGCCGUACCUGAUCCCAACUUCUGCCGCGACCAAGGAGAACUCGGGUGCCAAUGGCCGCUAGGAAAAAGCUUAGGAGGAUCUAGUCUCCUCAACGGUAUGAUGUACCACAAAGGCCACGCCGCUGACUACGAGACCUGGGUGGAAGAAGGCGCGGAAGGUUGGUCCUGGGACGAGGUCAAACCAUUCAUGGACUUGGCCGAAGGUAACAGACAAGUGGGAAGCCUCGUCGAAGGGAAGUACCACUCCGAAACUGGACGCAUGCCAAUACAAACAUUUAACUACCAGCCCCCGCAGCUUAGGGAUCUAAUAGAAGCAAUCAACCAGACGGGACUGCCGAUCAUCACGGACAUGAACAACCCGAACACACCCGACGGCUUUGUAGUAGCACAAACCUUUAAUGACAAUGGCCAGCGCUACACCACAGCCCGCGCAUACCUGGCUCCCAAAUCCGAGCGACCCAACCUGAGCGUCAAACUGUACGCCCACGUGACUAAAGUACUCUUCGACGGGAAGAAGGCUGUGGGAGUGGAAUACGUCGACAAAAACGGCAAUACGAAAACUGUCAAGACUACUAAAGAGGUAAUCGUGUCAGCAGGACCAUUGACCAGUCCUAAAAUCCUGAUGCAUUCUGGUGUGGGACCUAAAGAGGUCUUAGAGCCAUUGGGCAUUCCCGUAGUAGCUGACGUGCCCGUCGGUAAGAGGCUGAGGAACCACUGCGGGGCCACGCUGAACUUCCUCCUCAAGAAGUCCAACAACACCCAGUCUUUGGACUGGAGUGCACUGACUGACUACUUGCUGGAACUUGACGGGCCUAUGAGUUCUACUGGGCUUACUCAGCUCACUGGCCUCCUAUACUCAAGCUACGCAGACAAGAGUCGCAAGCAGCCAGACCUACAGUUCUUCUUCAACGGUCUGUAUGCUGACUGCUCCAAGACUGGUGUUAUCGGCGAACCGGCUGAGGACUGCAGCGAUGGCUACAAAAUCUCAGCGAAUGCCGUAGCCCUGCUCCCGCGCAGCGUGGGCCACGUGACCAUCAACUCGACAGAUCCCUUCAAGUCAGCGCUGUUCUACCCCAACUUCUUCUCUCACCCAGACGACAUGAACAUCGUGAUGGAAGGCGUUGAUUACUUACGCAAGAUUUUCGAAAGUCAGGUGCUACAAGAGAAAUACAAAGUAGAACUAGACCCGGAAUACACAAAAGAGUGUGACGACUACAAAUCGUGGUCAAGAGACUGGAAGGAGUGUAUGAUUCGCCUACACACUGACCCACAGAACCAUCAGCUCGCUACCAACGCUAUUGGCAAGGUCGUUGACCCGCAGCUUAGGGUUUAUGACGUCAAAAACUUGCGAGUAUGUGACGCGGGUUCAAUGCCCUCACCGCCGACCGGCAACCCUCAAGGCGCUAUCAUGGUGGUAGCAGAACGAUGCGCACACUUCAUCAAACAGACUUGGCAAUAGAACCACGAGCUUACAACAUAUACCCUAUGCAAUGUUAUCCUUGUUAUUAUCAAUUACGUACAUAAAGUACGAGAAUUAUGUUCCUCUUCCAGUGAAUAAAAUGUUGAAUAUUUA